GGCAGACCUUCAGACAAAACCUGAAGCUCUUUCUGUUAUAUUCACCAUCGGCAGCCAACAUUCUACAGAAAGAAAAUGAUGGUUUUUGAAAAAGUCUUGUUUUUAACUGUCUCGUUUCUGUUUAUUGAAGCAAGUGUUGUUAUAUAUAUCAUAAAUUAUCCAGAAGGAACGAUCCCACCACAAUUACCUGGAUUGAAUGGUCCAGCAAGCAUAUCCCCAAGUGUUGCAUAUCCGCACAUGGCAAGUGUAAAUUAUUCAGAAGACAGAACUAAAAUCCCACCACAAUAUCCUGGAUUGAAUGUUCCUCCAAACCAAGGGGUGGCAUUCGGUAUCGCAAGCGUUCCCAAUUUUCCUUGUCCUGGAAACCAAAUAAGAGACGUACAAGGAAGCUGCAGAGAGUUUUUCAAUUAGUAUCUACAGCAUCAUUUUGUAAUAUAUUUAGUAUCUACAUAUUUUGUAAUACAUUAUGUAAGAGCAACUGUAUUUUUUUUUCAUC
Sitophilus oryzae (rice weevil) is the source of this 496-nucleotide messenger RNA. RefSeq lists its product as uncharacterized. Lineage: Eukaryota; Metazoa; Arthropoda; Insecta; Coleoptera; Curculionidae. The transcript has 3 exons. The record is from RefSeq and is a predicted model, not a curated record. Bases 76 to 411 code for a protein of 111 amino acids.